AUGCAUGUUUUUGAUCCAAAAACCCAAACUUGGGAGCUUGCGUCUAGCGUUGGUGCAGGGACUGAAGGAAAGGUUUACAUGUGUGGACAGAUGGAGUGUUUGGCUUACAUGGAAGGUAGAUGGGUUAGGUAUCCGUAUAAUCGUUAUUAUUCUUAUUGCGUGGUAGAGAAUGUUCUGUACAGUUAUUAUUCAGGAGAAAUAACAUGGUAUGACACUAGGAUGGCGGUUUUGUGGGACAGGUAUCUAGAUUCCAGUGAAGAUAGGAACAAGGUGAUAUGGUAUGCACAGAUUGCGCUUAAAAGACACAGCAAUGGAGAGAUUUGGGGGAAUGUUGAGUGGUGUGGCACGGUGCUUACAGUCCCUGAAUCAUAUGAAUUUGAGUAUGUCCUUGCUGUCACUGUUUAA
Eutrema salsugineum is the source of this 405-nucleotide messenger RNA. Its product is annotated as F-box/kelch-repeat protein At4g39550. Lineage: Eukaryota; Viridiplantae; Streptophyta; Magnoliopsida; Brassicales; Brassicaceae. The coding region runs from base 1 to 405 and encodes 134 amino acids. Gene Ontology annotation, molecular function: protein binding. The record is from RefSeq and is a predicted model, not a curated record. The transcript is spliced from 2 exons.